Molecule: messenger RNA, 4489 nt
Organism: Clonostachys rhizophaga
Lineage: Eukaryota; Fungi; Ascomycota; Sordariomycetes; Hypocreales; Bionectriaceae
Source: the annotation of a GenBank genome assembly
AUGUCUAACGCGGACAAAGAGGAGCUGAGAGAAGAGUCACAGGAGAUUGAACGUCUACUGUCGCGAAUGUUUGGCCAGAAACGUCAGGAGCAGAGCGAAGACGAAAAGACAAGGCACAGUGGAGUCAUUUUCCGAGACCUCACUGUCAAAGGCGUUGGGCUGGGCUCGAGCUUACAGGCGACAGUCGGUGACAUAUUCUUGGGAAUCCCACGAAAGAUUUCCAAUUUGUUUAGAAGUGGCCCGAAAGCAGCCUCUGCCAAACCACCCGUGCGUGAGCUCAUCAGCCACUUUGACGGCUGUGUCCGACCUGGCGAAAUGUUGCUUGUCUUGGGUCGACCUGGUUCUGGCUGCACCACUUUUCUCAAAGCCUUCUGCAACCAGCGCGCUGGCUUCGAGGCGGUCGAGGGUGAUGUCAAAUAUGGAGGAGUGUCGGCUGAGGAGAUGUCCAAACGAUUUAGAGGCGAGAUUAUCUAUAACCCCGAGGACGACCUGCACUAUGCUACCUUGACAGUACGGAGAACUCUCUCCUUCGCUCUUAAGACCCGGACACCCGGGAAGGAGUCGCGACUUGAAGGAGAGACUCGGCAAGACUAUGUACGCGAAUUUAUGCGUGUCGUCACCAAACUCUUCUGGAUUGAGCACACCCUGGACACCAAAGUGGGAAACGAGCUCAUUCGCGGAGUCUCCGGUGGUGAGCGAAAACGUGUGAGCAUCGCUGAAGCUAUGAUAACUCGUGCAUCUAUCCAGGGCUGGGACAACUCUAGCAAAGGUCUUGAUGCCAGCACGGCCUUGGAGUAUGUUAGAGCUAUCAGAGCCAUGACCAACAUGGCUGAUGCAUCCACCGCCGUGUCUUUGUAUCAAGCGGGCGAAUCCUUGUUCGAGCUCGCCGACAAGGUCUUGCUUAUUGGUAAGUAGCCCGAUAGGAGCCCAGAUACAGGGAAAUACUAAUUUUGAUUAGAUGGCGGAAAGUGUCUGUACUUUGGAGAAAGCCAGCAUGCAAAGAAGUAUUUUCAGGACCUCGGAUUUGAAUGUCCUGAGCGGUGGACGACUCCCGACUUUCUCACUUCUGUAUCCGAUCAGCAUGAACGUAGUAUUCGCAAGGGCUGGGAAGACAGAAUUCCUCGAACCCCAGACGAGUUCUUCAAUGCAUACCGCCGAAGUGAUGCGUACAAGCGGAACAUUGCCGAUAUGGAGGACUUCGAAGCUCAAGCUAAGACGCUAACUGAAAACCGCGAGCAACAGCAAUCAAAGAAAACCUCGCAGAAGAACUUCACCAUCCCAUUCCAUAAACAAGUUCUGGCCUGCACACAACGACAAUUCUUCAUCAUGAUCGGCGACAAGGCGUCCCUGUUCGGUAAAUGGGGCGGCCUCGUAUUCCAAGGCCUUAUUGUGGGCAGUCUGUUUUUUAACUUGCCAUCCACAGCCUCCGGAGCCUUCCCUCGAGGAGGCACUCUGUUUUUCCUUCUUCUAUUCAACGCCCUGCUCGCUCUGUCGGAGCAAACCGCUGCUUUUGAGGCGAAGCCGAUCUUGUUGAAGCACAAAGCAUUCUCUUUUUAUCGGCCGGCCGCAUACGCUAUAGCCCAGACUGUCGUCGACGUUCCCAUGGUCUUCAUCCAAGUCACCAUCUUUAAUGUCAUCAUUUAUUUCAUGUCAAACCUGGCAAGGACGCCCUCUCAGUUCUUCAUCUGUACUCUGAUUCUUUGGCUGGUUACCAUGACUACAUAUGCUUUUUUCCGGGCCAUCUCCGCCCUCUGCAAGACUCUUGACAUUGCAACAAGGUUCACUGGUCUAGCGAUUCAGAUACUCAUAGUGUACACGGGAUAUCUCAUUCCCAUUACAUCCAUGAAGCCAUGGUUCAGCUGGUUGCGCUGGAUCAACUUCAUCCAGUACGGCUUUGAAUGUUUGGUUGCCAAUGAAUUCACUGGCCUGAACCUCGACUGUGAUGCGCAAUUUCUUGUGCCUCGAGGGCCAAACGUCAGCUCGCAGUAUCAGUCAUGCGCAUUGAGGGGUAGCAAACCGGGCCAAACCUUCGUGGAAGGGGCUGCGUACAUUCAAACAUCCUUCACAUACUCUCGUUCGCACCUCUGGCGCAACUUUGGGUUCCUCUGGGGCUUCUUCAUUCUUUUUGUCGCCUUGACAGCCCUCGGAUAUGAACUAAUGAAGCCCAACUCUGGAGGUGGUGCAAUCACAGUGUUCAAACGAGGCCAGGUUCCAAAGAAAGUUGAGAAGACUAUCGAGACUGGCGGCAGGGAGAAGAGCGAUGAAGAGUCAGGCCAGUCUGCUGUCCACCCGUCUUCCUCCAUGGACAAUGGAAUGGACAAUGGUAAGGGCACAAAGGAACAGACGCUGCGGCAAGUGGCUAAAAACGAGACCAUCUUCACCUUCCAAGACGUGAAUUACACCAUUCCAUACCAGAAGGGUGAACGCAAGCUGCUCCAAGACUGCCAAGGCUAUGUUCGUCCAGGAAAGCUGACUGCACUGAUGGGUGCUUCUGGUAAGUUGCCAAAUUCGGCUUUGGAGGCACUUUUGUUCUUCGUAAUUUUGAUAACUGACCUCACAAUUCCUACUAGGCGCCGGGAAGACGACUCUGCUCAACGCCCUUGCUCAACGCACUACCACUGGUGUCCUCACUGGCCAAUUUCUCGUUGACGGACGGCCGCUACCCAAAUCAUUCCAGCGGGCCACUGGAUUUGCUGAACAGAUGGAUGUGCAUGAGCCGACGGCUACGGUCAGGGAAGCUCUGCAGUUCUCCGCCCUGCUCCGACAACCCCGUGAAGUCCCUCGCAAAGAAAAGCUGGAUUACUGUGAAACCAUCAUUGAUCUGUUGGAAAUGCGUGACAUUGCUGGCGCGACAAUCGGGCAAGUCGGCGAAGGCCUGAAUCCUGAGCAGCGCAAGCGACUGACUAUCGGUGUUGAACUUGCUUCCAAGCCCGAGUUGCUCAUGUUUUUGGACGAGCCAACCUCCGGCCUUGAUUCUGGUGCCGCCUUCAACAUUGUUCGCUUCCUCCGAAAGCUCGCCGAUGCUGGUCAGGCCGUACUAUGUACGAUCCACCAGCCUUCUGCUGUCCUUUUUGAACAUUUUGACGAACUGCUUCUCUUGAAGUCUGGAGGUCGCGUCGUGUAUCACGGGCCUCUCGGGGAAGACAGUCGGGAGCUGAUCAACUACUUCGAGUCCAACGGUGCUCCCAGGUGCCCACGUGACCGUAACCCGGCUGAGUAUAUGCUUGAGGCUAUUGGUGCUGGUGAUCCAAACUACCAUGGUCAAAAUUGGGGUGAUGUCUGGGCUGGCUCCCCAGAGCGAGAUGCUCGCUCCCGUGAAAUCGAGGAUAUGGUUAACCAGCGCAAGAAUGUCCAGCCGUCUCAGAGUCUAAAAGACGACCGCGAAUAUGCCUCGCCCUUGUCUUUGCAGACCUUGACGGUUGUGAAGCGCUCGUUCGUUUCAUAUUGGCGCAAGCCGAACUACAUCAUCGGCAAAUUCUUCCUUCACAUUCUUACUGGCUUAUUUAAUUGCUUUACGUUCUGGAUGCUUGAGUACAAGAGUGUUGACUUUCAGAAUCGUCUGUUUUCGAUUUUUAUGACAUUGACGAUCUCUCCGCCACUCAUCCAACAGCUACAGCCAGUCUUCAUCCAGUCGCGCAAUCUUUUCCAAUCGCGUGAAAACAAUGCGAAGAUUUACUCGUGGUUCGCUUGGGUAACUGCAGCCGUCAUAGUAGAGAUUCCUUACGCUAUCGUCGCAGGCAAGUAUUUCACGUGAAAGUCAAAAAGGAGAAGUUGCUGACAUAUUUUUAGGUGGCAUAUACUUCAACUGUUGGUGGUGGGGAAUCUUUGGUACAAGAGUAUCAAGCUUCACCUCUGGAUUUGCAUUCCUUCUCGUGCUUCUGUUUGAGCUUUACUACGUCAGCUUCGGCCAGGCCAUUGCUGCAUUUGCGCCAAAUGAGCUCGUCGCGUCUCUCAUGGUGCCAAUCUUCUUCCUCUUCGUCGUCAGUUUCUGCGGUGUUGUGGUUCCACCCAUGCAGCUUCCCACAUUCUGGCGCAGGUAUGUCUGCCUAUCACCUUCAAGCCCUGAUAUAUCUCAGCUAACGGUGCGAUUCAUAGUUGGAUGUACUGGCUCUCUCCCUUUCACUACCUUCUUGAGGGUCUACUUGGGGCUGCUAUACACAAGCAGCCGGUUGAAUGUGCCCAGGAGGAGUUUGCCCAGUUUUCCGCGCCAGACGGACAGACCUGCGAACAGUACACGAAGGAUUUCAUUGCCCAGGCUGGGGGUUAUGUUCAGACAGGAGCGGAUGGAAUUUGCGAGUUUUGUCAGUACGCUUCUGGAGACCAAUUCGGUAGAGGCUUCAGUGUCUACUACGACAAUAUCUGGAGGGACUUUGGCAUUUUUUGUGGGUUUAUUGUGUUCAACUACUUCGUUGUCUAUUUUGCGACCUGGGUGAAAUUUAGGGGAAAGAAUCUAUUUAAGAAGAGGACGACAAAGACAUCAAAACAUUAG